This is a messenger RNA of Alternaria atra, 1833 nucleotides long. RefSeq lists its product as uncharacterized. Bases 1 to 1833 code for a protein of 610 amino acids. The transcript has 2 exons. NCBI's taxonomy places the organism in Eukaryota, Fungi, Ascomycota, Dothideomycetes, Pleosporales, Pleosporaceae. The record is from RefSeq and is a predicted model, not a curated record.
AUGAGCGAAUCAGCAUGCAAACAUGCGGAUGUGCGCAAGUUCGACGGAAUAAGUUGCUGCCUCAGCUGUGGCGAGGCUGUGUUCGAAGCCAUUUCUUCAACGACCCCCGUCCACACGAUUGAGCCGAUAACCUCUUAUGAAUACACAAAGCUGGACUAUAGCAUCGGCCGCGAAAUUCGACUCGUUCUCCUUCUUCCAGGAAACUCUGAGGAUGUCCUCCGGUGCGAAAUUACACAUGUCAAUCUGAAUGAUGGCCCUGUAUACGACGCUAUAUCCUAUACCUGGGCCACUGAAUAUGGAGAUGCGGAACUUUCCAAGGCUAUUCUGUGUGUUCCAGGUGGAACGAUUCCGAUCACUGCAAAUUGCGAUGCUGUUCUUCGCCAUACUAAGCGGCUUGGGACGCAAAGGCUUUGGAUUGACGCAAUAUGCAUCGAUCAAACGAACCUCAACGAGCGCAACCAUCAGGUCGGACUCAUGGAUCUAAUCUACACUCGUGCCGGAAGUGUCUAUAGCUGCAUUGACCACACUUCGAAUUACGGGGAUCUCUUUCGCCGAUUGCAGGGUGAAAGCUCGAAGUCCUACACAGAGGAUUUUGCCUCGACUGAUUUGAGCAAUCUCUUCUCGCUGCGGUAUUUCAACCGAGUGUGGGUCAUCCAAGAAGUGGCUUUGGCACGAGCUGCUUAUUUACUCGUGAAUGAUGAUGUACUCCCGUUGACAGCUGCUGUCAUUGAUCAGAUGAAACGCAUCUAUGCGCAUAAGGAACUGCCUAGCGUUCUGAGAUGGUCUCUGGGUCAGAAGACGAAGCUCGGUGUCAUCGCUUGUCUACGUACAAGCAGCAGCAACCAGGCCACCGAUCCUCGCGAUCGAGUUUUUGCUGUCAUGGGGCUUAUGGAGGCUCAUGCCAAGUCGCUCAUACCGGUCGACUAUUCCCUGGAUCUUCAGCUUAUCUACAGAAUCGUAAUCGCGGCGAUCAUUGCGACUCGACAAAAGCUUGAUAUCUUGCUGUUCACAAGACACGACCCAAUCACACCCGAUGCACGUUGGUGGACGCUACCGUUUUUGAAUAUAGAAGCCUUCCAACAUUACUUGGAUUCAAUGGACGGGAGUUCCAAGUCCGAAGUCCACCGACUUUUCACCAAGCCGAGUCCUUGGUGUGCGACUAUUACGGUUACUUUAGUACCGCCUUCGGACUUCUGCAAUGCCUCUGUGCAGCGGAACACGUCAUGCUUCGUCGAAAUACCCCAAGAUGCCCCAUUUGGAUUAUUACCGCGGUUACGUGUACGGGCACAUUACAUCGAUAGCAUACGCGUAGCGGAUCUGAACAUCGUACAUGAGAUUGAUCAGACUGAUGCCUUUGUCAGCAGCUUCGCACGGACAAGCGACGUACAGUAUCAGCAUUUACGUAAUUCGCUCGCCAAUGAUGCAAGGGUAACAGAUUGCUUCAAAAGAGACAUUACGGUGGAGGCUAAGAUGGACUCUCGUUACGACAAGUCAAUACAGCCGGAUACCGAUUGCGAAGAUUUGGAACGCUUCGUUAAAGAUAGCUGGCGGCUGAAUUAUCGUCAUCGAAUGUUUUCAGGCCACUUUAGCGUAGGCUUUAGACCUCUUGACGCACAACCGACAGUGACUGACGAGGUCUUCGCUAUUGAUGGCGUGAAGACACUCUUCAUUCUGCGCAGAACAGCGAGUCAACAAUACAGAGUCGUAGGCGAGUGUUAUCUGUGGGCUGCAUGGGAACUGGACUGCUGGAAUCCAGGGACAAGAAAGGGGCGAUGGGGCCCGUCUGUCUCGAGGCCUACUGUCGAGCAGACACGCAUGAUUGAGAUAUACUAA